Molecule: messenger RNA, 5920 nt
Organism: Salmo salar (Atlantic salmon)
Lineage: Eukaryota; Metazoa; Chordata; Actinopteri; Salmoniformes; Salmonidae
Source: RefSeq, a predicted model, not a curated record
AGAGAGAGAGAGAGAGAGAGAGAGAGACUGCAGCAUCAUUUCAGAGCAGGCAGAAGCAAGCCACGCGCGCACAUGCAGUGCAGUAGAACGUGCAGGUGAGAGAAAGAAAGAGAGAGAGAAGGCGUGCGUGGAGAAUGAACGAUAGAAUGCAGGACUCUUGGAAAAUAUGCAUUUUCUUUCGGAUCAUUACCGAAACAUCCUCGCGAACGCACAAGGAAUUAUAAUUGACCGGUUUGUUGACUUCGGGGUUUCUUUUGCCUUUUUUUUUUUAAAACAAGGGUUGCUGAUGUGAGCGAGCUCCGGUUUACGGUUAAGAUUAUUAUUCCGUCCCGAGAAGUGGCUGUGAAAAGCACUCUUGUCUUGUGAAGUUCCGUGAAGGCAUUCGACCAACCGCUUGGCACGUUGCUUCACUGCGGGGAAAAAACACACGCGUAGUUCAGACUCAUACCGGAGAGCGAGAGGUAAGAAACCACAAUUAAACUCUAAACGAUUACCGGACGAUAUCCAAUACUUUACGUUUAAACUGAUUUUGUUCCGCUCUGUGGAUGUAAGUAAUUUUUCACAACAUUAGUGAUUCGGCGUCCUGAGACAGAGUCGUGUACAGUUUUCUUUGUGGAAGUGCUGCAUUGCAGUUUCUCUUCAACUCGUCAAAACCGCCGAGAGAUCCCCUCGGUCCCCCGGAACGCGACCGGAAUUAAGCGAAAUUACUGACGGACUAAUAUAACUGAUAAGAGAGUCCUCAAGAGAGGAAGAAACGGAAUACGUCUCCAUCAUAAAAAGAGAGAGCGAGAGAGAGUCAAGUGGAUUAAUUAACGUGAGUGGAUGAUUUGGUUUCUCUUUUCUUGCUGGAUGGGAUUUUCUGAUAUCUUUGUGCUCUGAACAUCCCAGAGAGACUUAGAGGAUUUUUUUUUUUUAAGUGUAUUUUUAAACCCAGUCUCAACAAUAAAGAGAAAGACACAAGAAUAGAGAAAACAGACAUCCUAACUGAGAGAUAUACAACCAGAUAGUCACAUUAACGACAGAGACUGAUCUGCAGUGUGCUGUUAGAGAGCUGGGAAGCUUUCCUGGACCCUAGGCAGUGGAAACUGCCCAGCCAGAGAGAGAGAGAGAGAGGGGAGGGGGGAAGAGUGUAAGAAAGAGAGAGGAAACAGAGAUAUACAACCAGAUAGACACAUUAAAGACAGAGAAGGAGGGAAAGGUAGAAAGAUAGAUCCCCAGAGAGAGGAAAGAGAGACAGAGGGAUAGAGAGGGAGAGAGAAGAAGCAGAAAGGUGGGAGCCAUGCGGAGGACAGGGGUAGGUGUCUGUGGUGGAGCAGCGGUCUCCUGCUCGGUUACGCUAACUGGACCGGGGGAGUUGUUCCACCUCCUAGUCCUUCUCCUACUAACGAUGACUCAGCUCCCGGUCGCUGACUCGGCACUCCGUUACCGGGUGGCUGAGGAGGGCCCAGCAGACGUCAUGAUCGGUAAUGUGGCCGCCGACCUCGGCCUGUCCGCGGGCACCGGCUCCGGAGAUGUCACAUUCGCCCUAGAGAGCGGCUCGGAGUUCUUCAAGAUUGAUAACGUUACCGGGGAGCUGACUACCGGGCAGCGGAGGAUUGACCGGGAGAAGCUGGCCCAGUGUCAGAUGAUCUUCGAUGAGAACGAGUGUUUCCUGGACUUCGAAGUGUCUGUGAUUGGUCCACUCCAGAGUUGGGUGGAUCUCUUUGAGGGCCGUGUGGUCAUCACCGACAUCAACGACAACACUCCCUCGUUUCCGUCGUCGGUGCUGACAUUAUCUGUCGAGGAGAACCGUCCAAUAGGCACGCUGUAUCUGUUACCCACAGCGACGGAUCGCGACUUCGGGCGCAACGGGAUUGAUCGUUAUGAGUUGAUUCAAGAUGGUAGCUCUUCCGGGUCGGCGGGGUCAGGGUCGGGGUCAGCGAGGAGAGCAGCCGGUGGGCCUAUAGGAAGAGCGGAUGGAACAGGAGGAGGAAACGGAGGAGGAGGGGAUAGGAGGAGAGGGGCAUUGGAUAACAACGGAGGAGGAGGAGGUGCAGGAGGAGGUGUGAGGAGCAGUGUGUUUGAGCUCCAGGUCGCCGACACGCCCGACGGCGAGAAGCAACCACAGCUGAUCGUGAAAGGCCCUCUGGACCGUGAAGCACGCGACUCCUAUGAGCUGGUUCUACGGGUCCGGGACGGUGGGAACCCUCCUCGCUCUUCCCAGGCACUCCUCCGCGUCGCCAUCACCGAUGUCAACGACAACAGCCCACGCUUCGAGAGAGCCAUCUAUGAGGCUGAGAUGGCGGAGAAUGCGCCUCCCGGAACCCCCGUCCUCCAGGUGCGCGCUUCGGACCGCGAUGUCGGUGUCAACGGACAGGUGGAGUACGUCUUCGGCGCUGCCACGGAAUCUGUCCGCCGUCUUCUCCGACUGGACGAGGCUACCGGUUGGCUGAGCGUCCUACACAGGAUUGACCGGGAGGAAGUGGCCCAGUUACGGUUCACGGUCACGGCGAGGGAUCGCGGUCAGCCGCCACGCACCGACCGGACGACCGUAGUCCUGGUGGUCCGGGAUGAGAACGACAACGUCCCGGUCGUGGAGAUCAGGAAGAUCGGACGGAUUCUGGUGAGGGACGGAGUGGCGCUGGUACCGGAGAAUGUUCUGGUGGACACACCGGUGGCACUGGUUCAGGUGUCAGACCGUGACCAGGGUGAGAACGGGGCGGUAACGUGUACGGUGGUCGGGGAUGUACCGUUCACCCUGAAACCGGCGGGAGAGACGGCGCUCCUGCCGCUGCCCGCGGAUGAUGCCUUCGACAGAAACCGUAAGAAGUAUUUCCUCCACACGUCGGCCCUGUUGGAUUACGAGGCCACUAAAGAGUACAGCGUGACCAUCGUGGCAGUCGACUCUGGUUCCCCCUCUCUCUCCAGCAACAGCUCUCUCAUGGUCAGGGUAGUCGACAUCAACGACCACACUCCUACCUUCGCCCAGGCCGUGGUCGAGGUCCACUUUGCCGAGAACAAUCAACCAGGAGAGCGUGUGGUCACUGUGGUUGCGGCAGAUGCCGAUUCCGGCAAAAAUGCAGAGAUUGUGUAUUCAUUGGAUCCGUCCGUUAAUGGCCUGUUCUAUAUUGAUGCUGAUAAUGGGGAUAUCCGCGCGACGGGGGUUCUGGACCGGGAGGUCAGGGAGAGAUAUGAGUUCCAGGUGAUCGCCAGGGAUAAGGGAUUCCCCUCGCUGCAGGGGUCGGCCACGGUGGUAAUCAUGGUCACCGACCGCAACGACAAUGCUCCGAAGUUCGUCCAGGAAGUGUUCACGUUCUACGUGAAGGAGAACCUCCUUGCCAACAGCCCAGUCGGCAUGGUAACAGUAACAGACGCGGAUGAGGGUGAGAACGCGGAGCUGAGUCUUUUCGUAGAGAUGAACGAAGAAGAAGGAGAAGAGGUGGAGGGAGGAGGAGGGGAGAAGAACAAGGGAGUAGGAGAGGAGGGAGGAGGAAGAGGAGGAAGAGGUGAAGAAACGUUCUCCAUAGAGAACAACACCGGGACGAUCUUCUCCUCCGUGUCCUUUGACCGGGAACGCCGCUCCACCUACACCUUCCGCGUCCGGGCCGUCGACGGUGGAGCUCCGCCUCGCUCCGCCACGGCGACAGUCUCCCUCAUCGUAACUGAUGAGAACGACAACGCCCCCUCCGUGACCUCACCCACCAACGAAUCCUACACCCUCCUCCCCCCGGCCUCCUCCACCCGGACCAUCGUCAGAACCGUGGCCGCCUCGGACUCUGACUUUGGCCGCAACGCUGACCUGCGCUUCUCCCUGGUAGGAGGGAACCCCUUCAGGCUGUUUGAGAUCGGCCUGGCCAGUGGAGUGAUCACCGUGGCAGAGCCCCUAGAGAGGAGACACAGGGGGCUGCAUCGCCUGGUGGUCAGGGUCAACGACAGUGGAGAGCCAUCGCUCUGCGCCACCGCGCUGGUCCACGUCUUCAUCAACGAGAGUCUGGUCAACGCUACACUGGUGGAUGCACAGGUGGCUCGUAGUCUGGCCGCCCCUCUCUACCUGGACAUCGCGGGCGACCCCGACAGCGAGCGAGCAUUGGGGAAACAGCGCCUCUCGGUAGCCAUCGGUGUCCUGGCAGGCGCUGCCGCAGUCAUCCUGGUCAUCCUCCUAGUGGUGAUGGCCCGCCAGUGCGGCGCCCAGGGCAAGAACGGAUACGAGGCCGGGAAGAAAGAACCAGAGGAGGAUUUCUUUAGCCCUCAACCGGCCGUGCCACAAACCAGGGGAGGGACGUUGGACCGCGGACGGAAGCCCCGCAGGGACAAACGGAACGGAGGCGCUGGAGGAGCCGGAGCCGGUAAUAAAACUGAACGGCCACUCUACAGCGGCAUCGUCACGGUCAACGGGCUCCGUCGCCACGGCAACGACCACCACAUCGCCAACAUCGACGACGACGACGAGGACGUGAGCAGCGCCAGCGAGAGGUUGGCGGCGAGGUACUGCGCGGUGGACGGAGACCCCGGGAGCCCACGCAUGGGCGCCAGGCAUCACCAGUCGAGCCCAGAUCUGGCCAGGCAUUAUAAGUCAAGCUCGCCGCUCCCCGCGGUACACCUCCAGCCCUACAGCCCCCCAGCCGAGGGGAAAAAGCACCAGGCCGUACAGGAGCUGCCCCCCUCUAACACCUUCGUGGGGUCUGGAGGGUCCAGUGGUAGUGGUGGAAGUGGGAACGCUGAUGCCAUGUCUCUGGGGUCAGACCAGUGUUCUGAGUAUGGAUCCCAAACGGGGAAUAAGUACAGCAAACAGGUAGGACUGAUUCAGUUAUUCUACUGACACAAACUGAACCGAGCUGAACUGGACUGGCCUGGUUACUCAUCCACCACAGUUGACUGACUAGUGGCGGUGAUAAUAGGACUGACUAGUGGUGGUGAUAAUAGGACUGACUAGUGGUGGUGAUAAUAGGACUGACUGGUAGUAUAAUAGGACUGACUGGUAGUAUAAUAGGACUGACUGGUGAUAAUAGGACUGACUGGUAGUAUAAUAGGACUGACUGGUGGUGGUGAUAAUAGGACUGACUGGUAGUAUAAUAGGACUGACUGGUGGUGGUGAUAAUAGGACUGACUGGUAGUAUAAUAGGACUGACUGGUAGUAUAAUAGGACUGACUGGUGAUAAUAGGACUGACUGGUAGUAUAAUAGGACUGACUGGUGGUGGUGAUAAUAGGACUGACUGGUAGUAUAAUACGACUGACUGGUGGUGGUGAUAAUAGGACUGACUGGUAGUAUAAUAGGACUGACUGGUGAUAAUAGGACUGACUAGUGGUGGUGAUAAUAGGACUGACUGGUGAUAAUAGGACUGACUAGUGGUGGUGGUAAUAGGACUGACUGGUGAUAAUAGGACUGACUAGUGGCGGUGAUAAUAGGACUGAUUAGUGGUGAUAAUAGGACUGACUGGUGAUAAUAGGACUGACUAGUGGUGGUGAUAAUAGGACUGACUAGUGGUGGUGAUAAUAGGACUGACUGGUGAUAAUAGGACUGACUAGUGGUGGUGAUAAUAGGACUGACUGGUGAUAAUAGGACUGACUGGUGGUGGUGAUAAUAGGACUGACUGGCGAUAAUAGGACUGACUAGUGGUGGUGAUAAUAGGACUGACUAGUGGUGGCGAUAAUAGGACUGACUAGUGGUGGUGAUAAUAGGACUGACUAGUGGUGGCGAUAAUAGGACUGACUAGUGGUGGUGAUAAUAGGACUGACUAGUGGUGGUGAUAAUAGGACUGACUAGUGGUGGUGAUAAUAGGACUGACUAGUGGUGGUGAUAAUAGGACUGACUGGUGAUAAUAGGACUGACUAGUGGUGGUGAUAAUAGGACUGACUGGUGGUGGUGAUAAUAGGACUGACUGGCGAUAAUAGGACUGACUAGUGGUGGUGAUAAUAGGACUGACUAGUGGUGGCGCUAAU